AUGGACGCUUUGAGUCCAUCACAUUGGCUGUGUUUCCGAGAGCAGGACACUCUGACAACAGCUUCACCAAAACUAACGUCUGAACUCUGAAGUGGAGGAAGGAUUUUCCCGCCAUGAUGAAGAGAUGCUCUGUUUUCCAGCGGGGAAAAGUGAAGAGUAUUUUCUCAUACCGCGGAUAAAACACUGACAGACUGCUGAUCUGUGCAGGGUGUACCACGUCUCACCCAGUGUCAGCUGGGAUAGGCUCCAGCCUCCCUGUGACCCUAUGGAUAAGAAGUAUAGAUAUGAUGGAUAGAAUGGCAGCAGCAUGAGCAUGAGCUAUCUCCAUAAUCUUGGAGGCCUGGAGUUUCAGGCUGGGGUGUGAUGGUGGAGGAGAUCAGCAGGAGGAGGGCACCAUGUUGUGGAGGGCUUUGAAGAGAUCUUGAAUGCCAAAGGAACAGGGGCAUUUUGGGGAGCGGCCUGCCCGUACCACCUCAAAGAAUGCCAAGGAUAAAAGUAAUAGUGCCACCCUGCGGGCAUCCCUGGGUGGCUCCCACAUGGAGCAAUCUGGAAUGGGUGACAGGAGCAACCACAUGCUGCGCUGUGACUCAGAGAAGGACUCUGAAAAAGACUCUGGGUAUUCAGAGGCUGGCUCAGACUCUGUGCACACUGAUGUAGACGACCAGCACAGCAGUGUGAGCGAACCUCACAGGGAAAGCAGCAAAAGCUCAAACAGCACCAGUGUGCAUGCUUCAGGUCACAGCAUGCCUCCUUUCGAGGAGCUCACCCCUAUUUAUGUCAUCAAAAAUCUGGUGGUUAAGCCGUCUAGACCUGAACAGCUUCUGCAUGGCCCCCUGGCGUGGGGAGGAGGUUGGCACAGCCUUACCGGUGGCAAAACACCCACCCAGCUCUUAUUGAUCCAACGGCCAGCAAAGCCUGUUUCCUCCACCGCUACCCCAACUCCUUCAUCCAGUCAAGCUGUACCUCGAGGUCUAGUUAAGACAGGAGGCAGCCGCAGCAACCAGAACCACAGUAGCAAGAACUCAUACCUGCCCAUUCUGAAUUCUUACCCUCGCAUUGCCCCCCACCCCAGGAAGGAGAGCCAUGAGGAAAAGGGCACCACAUGGGUGGAGGGGGUUAAGGAGAGUGGCAGUGAAGGCCAGAGCCAGAGCAAGAGAGUGUGUACUGAGGAAGAGAAGAGAGAGGCUGUAUCUACCACCAACCACCUCCUGAAGCCACUGCAGCAUCAACAAGAGGGGAGAGUCCACUCCUACUCCCAGCAUAAAGGCAGAGGAGGACACAGCUCCUUUCCCAUCUUAUCUCACUGUCCUCUGCCCGGCAAUGCCUCCUCAAACUCCAAACACAAGUCCCACCAUUGGCAACAAAACUCAGGCUCUGACUGUGUGGGUUCACCCUCUGUCUCCAGCUCGCAGACACCCUCUCCACCUUCUUCCUCUGACUCCCACUCAUCUUCCUCUCCUCCCUCUUCAUCCCCCUCCUCCUCCACAGCUCACAGCCCAUAUCACCUGACUCCGGACAGCUCAUCCACACGGCAGCGCCGUUUCCUCAACACGGCAGAGAUCCUCAACCAGUCUGGCCUGCUAGCCAUCACGCUACGCACCAAGGAGCUGCUGAAGCAGAAUGCUGCCACAGACAGAGAAAUCACCCAGCUCCGUCAGCACACCCAUCUCCUGUGCCAGGCAGCCCAGGCCAGCCAGAGCAGGAGCAACAAUGGCUCAGACAGCCUUGGCAAACUCCUCCAGGCCAUGACUGAGUCAGCCUCCUACCCUAGCUUAGACUUAAAUCAAGUGAAAGCACUCAGCAGCAGCCAUCUACAGAGCAAGACUAGAAGUGAAGAAGACAAAGAGAAGGAUAACAACACAAGAACCACUAAGACACACAGCAACCCGCUGCAGGUGGUGUCUUUACACAAGAUAGAUGAUGGAACUUCACCACCCUCGCCGCUGUUUGCCCCCUCACCAGACACAGAAGAACCCCGGCAUGCUGAUGAUGCUCUGGACCCCAUGUCCUUCUGCCUCUCUGUUUCUUUUCCCAGGUCAGUCCCUGAACAGGGACGCAGGCAGGCAGUCAUGGACAAGGACUUAAGUGAUCUAACCGUGUUGCCAGAGAGUUCAACACACAAGAACUAUUUCCUCUAGUUUCCUGGGGAAGAGGACGUGGAUCUGUAAUGACUGGCAGGCAAAUGUGGACCUAGCAAUACAGGAGAGCAUGAGUUUUAAUUAUUUACCACACCUGUGUAAACUGGUUGAAAGUUUAGAAUGAUGAUUUUAUGAUUUGAUUUUUACACAUGAUUUUAAGUCGACUGUAACUGAUACAUUAUCCUGCUUUUCAGUCAGGGAUUUACUCAUGCGGGGGGGCACGGUGGUGCAGUCGCCUCACAGCAAGAAGGUUCUGGGUUCAAGCCCCAGUUUGAGCCCGGAGCUUUUCUGUGUGGAGUUUGCAUGUUCUCCCUGUUCUCUCCAGGUUCUCCAGCUUCCUCCCACAGUCCAAACACAUGCAGGUUAACUGGUGACUCUAAAUUGCCCAUAGAUGUGAAUGUGAGUGUGAAUGGUUGUUUGUCUCUAUAUGUUGGCCCUGCGAUGGACUGGCGAUCUGUACAGGUUGUACCCUGCCUCUCGCCCAGUCACAGCUGGAUUAGGCUCCAGCCCCGCCACCCUUAACAGAUAAAGGGUAUAGAUAAUGGAUGGAUGGAUGGAUUUACUCAUGCAUUCAUUCUGAUGGUCACAUUCACUGUCAGUGAUGAAUGUCCUGUAUGUGACAUAAAGCAGUGGGACAACUGGAACAUGUUUACAGGGAUAUAGAAAACACAAGUCAUGUACUGUUGUAAUCAUCACUCAGGUCUGUUGUGGAGAUUUCCAGCAUGUACAUGCUGAGAACAGUCUUUUGCUUUUACUGUUUUGACAGAAGAAAACAGAAUUUAACUAUUAAGCUUUCAGUGCUUAUUAGGGUGUUUUACAAUUGCUUUGGCUCAGGUGUCACAAAAGAGUUUCAGUUUGCGAGACUGUUACUGCAAAGAACCAGUCUGUCUGAAUUGAUCCCUUUAAAUAGAAAAUGCUGUCUUUGCAUAGAGAGCAAAACACCACAUCACAUACUCAGUCCUCAGAACACAGACACCAUUUACCAGCACAAGUUUAAUGUUUCUUACUUUGUGUACAGAUCACAGAGUCAAUGCGACAUGUGUUUAUAAGCAUUUCUCUUUAGUUUAAUAUCAUUACCCUGGUGAACAGCCCCACAGUGUAACUGCUGCUUCACCACUACUGCUCCAGUGUGUUGAAAAAGGGAAAAAGAAACAUAAUUUCUUUCCUUCUAAAUUGUGGUUUCAUGUUAUGUGUUUUCCAGUAUUACUGUAUGACUGUUGCUUACUGUAUUUCAAAAUGAUUACCAUUACAUUUUCUUUACAGUUGCUAACUCACAUUAUUAUAUUUACAUUCCAAAUCUAAGAGAACACACAAUUACUGCAAAUUAUGUAGAUGAGAACUUUUGGCCAAAUGCCACAAGAGGACACGGUGGGCUAGCACUGUUGUAUUGCUAUAUUUGUAACUAUCCUAUUGAUAAAUAAACAAUACUUUAAAGAAAGCCAUACAUAUUUCAUGCUGUUGUCAGUGUUUUUAGAUCAUUUUGUUCUGAAUGAAAAGUGAAAGUGUUGAUCUUGAGAUCUAAAGUGUUUUAGUUGCAUUUUUGAUGUGAGAUUUACUGUUGUGCUAAGCUGCAUGACGUGAAGAGAAGUGUGUUAAAAGUUAAAAUGAAUUCAGUAUAUAGAACUGUGUUACCAUUUGUCAAAAAAUAAAACUAAUUUACAGGUGAUGAAAAUAUCUAAGGUUAGGAAGAAUGCACUGAACAUAGAUCUACUAUAAAAUCAGACUCUAGACUUCAUUAUCUGUAUUUACUGUAACACAAUAUGUUCAGUAAAUACCUAGUUAACAUUUUCUUGAGUCAUUCUUAUCGACAUCAUUUCAGAUGACCUCUGAAGAAACUGCUCAUAACUAUUUGUAGAAUCUUACUGAAAUUACCACUAGCAGAGUUAGAUGAUAAUACCCAUUUUAUUUAUUAAAUAUAACAAUGAUUCAAAUCCAGUGGUAAACAUACAACUUGUAGAGAUACUCAGAUAACUCCUUUUGAAUAGUAUGUGGGAUUUGAGGCCAUGUACAGCAUUAGAAUUUGAGCUAAAGCAAAUGUAAAAUAUUAUAAGUAAAGUGUACGUUGGAGUUGAGGGUUAGCUUAUUCACAGCUCUUAUUCACAAGAUGGGAACAUGUAAUUACAAUCUAAACUGAAUGAACUCUUUGCAAAAUAAACAACAUAUAAUUUUUAA
Lates calcarifer (barramundi perch) is the source of this 4310-nucleotide messenger RNA. Its product is annotated as CLOCK-interacting pacemaker. The transcript is spliced from 6 exons. The record is from RefSeq and is a predicted model, not a curated record. Bases 426 to 2138 code for a protein of 570 amino acids. NCBI's taxonomy places the organism in Eukaryota, Metazoa, Chordata, Actinopteri, Centropomidae. Gene Ontology annotation, cellular component: nucleus. Gene Ontology annotation, biological process: negative regulation of circadian rhythm; negative regulation of DNA-templated transcription.